Molecule: messenger RNA, 863 nt
Organism: Cloeon dipterum
Lineage: Eukaryota; Metazoa; Arthropoda; Insecta; Ephemeroptera; Baetidae
Gene: Pmi
Product: Transmembrane protein Pmi
Exons: 3
Coding region: 74-628 (184 amino acids)
Biological process (GO): inner mitochondrial membrane organization
Cellular component (GO): mitochondrial inner membrane
Source: RefSeq, a predicted model, not a curated record
UUUCUGAUUUAUCCCGCAUGUUGGCAGCACUGCACUGUUUUUCUUUUUCUCCGUUCUCCGUCGUCUCUCCAUCAUGGCUGGCAAACACAAAAAAUACGAUGAUCUCGAGGUGGUACGUGAAAUAUACGACUCGGAGAACUCACACGAAUUUUUCGAGCAACAACUCGACAGCCUGCUGGAAGCUGGCGUGCAGUACAUUGUCAUCGAGCCUAAAAGGCUGGGCGACGAGACUGCCAGGUGGCUGUGGGUCGGCAAUUUGCUGCACAAACUGUCCGUCAACGUGGGCCUUGGCUCAAUCAUAGCAGGUGUUCUGUGGCCUGACAGGCCCGUGGUGUGUGUGCCUCUGGCGGCUGCGGCCCUGGUGACCACCAGUCUGUACACAAUUUCGUGGCACUUCGACCCCUGCUGCCAGUACCAAGUGGAGAAGGACAAAAACACGCUAUUCGACAUCAACCAGAGGUACCCGAUCUACGAGUGGAGCAAACACAACCUACUCGGCCCCGUCAAAGUUUUAGUUCGAAGAGAAACACACCAGAGACAACGACACAUUGUCCACUGGACGGUGUGUUUCGCCGCCAUUGCUUUCUCCAGUUUUAGACUGUACAGGGCACUCAACGGGUGCUGCUAAUAGGGCCUACGCUUAUACAUAUUUUAGGUUUCCAAAACGAGCUGCUGAUGUAUCUAAUUGCAAAAUUUGGGCAGCGACGCUAUUUUUAUUAAUUAAUUUGUUCCAUUUUAGGACGGUCUACUCGAAUUUCUGUACAUAGUGCAAAAACCGUUGCUCUAGACUUAAGACUUGAUUGUGUUGAGGCAUUAUUUUUAUGAAGAAAAACGAGUUAAUAAAACUAUUAAAUAUUAACUCA